Messenger RNA from Solanum tuberosum (potato), 489 nucleotides. RefSeq lists its product as uncharacterized. The transcript has 2 exons. Bases 1 to 489 code for a protein of 162 amino acids. NCBI's taxonomy places the organism in Eukaryota, Viridiplantae, Streptophyta, Magnoliopsida, Solanales, Solanaceae. The record is from RefSeq and is a predicted model, not a curated record.
AUGAAGGGCGUAAUAAGAUUUCGGAGGCGGGGCAAGCUUAGCCCAAAAUAUAUUAAGCCUGUUGAGAUUUUGAGGACAGUUGGUGAGGUUGCCUAUGAGUUAGCUUUGCCUCCAACAUUUUUAGCUAUCUAUCCGGUAUUCCAUGUUUCGAUGCUGCGCCAGUAUGUUCCAGAUGAGUCCCCUAUGCUCCAAUAUAUUGUGGUUGAGUUAGAUGAUCGACUGACCUAUAUUGAGGAGCAAGUUGCCAUCUUAGACAAAGUUGUGAGACAGUUGCGAUCCAGAACCAUUCCUGUGGUUAAAGUUCGUUGGAGGCACUGUCCAGUCGAGGAGGCCACUUGGGAGACCGAGCAGGAGGAUAUAUACUUGCUCUCAGUUUCAGUAUAUAGAUCAUGGUGGCCUCGACGGCUCAAUCAGGACUUUUCUGCUAGAUAUGAACUCUUGGGAGUAGCUGUUUUUUAUAGAUCUGUUGAUAGGGGCCUUGCCGGCUGA